AUGUGUAAUUUCCUUCUACUGUUUGGGGUCUUCGGCGGUGUAAUUUGCCUGCAUGCUUUGGCUGCGCUGGCAACUCGCCCUGCUGAGGAUGCCGAGGUGUUGCCGUUUGCGGCCGCCACGGGCACUGGGCCGCGAAGUGUCAGGGCUCUGGAUGCCAUUGGUGGUGAUUUGCCAGCUCCAGACAUUGAAGACCUUGCUUGCAAUUUCAAUGUCGACACCUGCCUCUGGCUCAACACGGGCAACGUCAGCUGGGAGCAGACGUCUGGCUACUAUGGCUACUACUAUGGUUAUGGUGGUUCGGACGAUCAGUGGCAACUAGCUUUGGGCAGCAAGUCGGGGGGUCAGCACUUCAUCUUAGAGAGCCUUGAGUUCAAUCCCACCACCGCCACGAAGGCUCUGUACUUUAUGUACAGCCUGACUGGCUCGAGCUCGUCCUUGCAGGUGGAGCACAAGACCGAGGUCGCAGGCUGGUUGCCUUUGUUCACGCAGACCGGAGAUAUGGGGCGUGAGUGGCCGACUGUCGGGAUCCGAGUUCCGAAGGGCACCCUUGCCCUUCGAUUCCUGGCCGAGGCUGAUGCUGAAUCUAGGGUAGAGUUCGAUGAGAUUGCGGUGCUGACGGUGUUUCAUCAAACAGCCGAUGAGAUCUCGGCAGAGGGACGUGCUACUUGGGCAAGCUUGAGUUGCAGUUUUGAGGCCGACAACUGCACAUGGUCCAACAUCCUUUGGGAUCGACUUUGGCUGCGCGGCUCGGGCCAACCACCGUCGUCAUCGGACACACGGUCCGACACUAGGCCGUACGGGGCUUUCGCUGGCAAGUGGUGCAUUUACACGGACGCCUCAACCGCUUAUGAGGCAGGGCUUUUUUUAUGCAACAGGUACCUCUGUUUCCCGCCCCACUACCCCAAAAUAAGCCUGCAUCCCGUCCGUUUGCAGGAAUUUUUCCUGACAUCUCCGAUGUUUGCACCCAGCAACGUGACAAGACAGCUCCAUUUUGCUUACCACAUGCUCGGCAGACACACGGGAAGCUUGCGUUUGGAGUUUUGGAGCGGCAGCAGCUGGACGCCGUUUUGGUAUCGCAUGGGACAACAAGGUAUUCGCUGGCACCUCGCCCUUGUCAACGUUCCCGAGGAUGCUGAGAUGUUGCGGUUCGUGGCCGUCACGAAUACUGGGCCGGUAGGUGUCGUGGGGCUGGAUGCCAUCGGUGUUGGUGAUUUGCCAGCUCCGGACAUUGAAGACCUUGCUUGCAAUUUCGAUUUUGACACUUGCCUCUGGCUCAACACGGGCAACGUGAGUUGGGAGCAGACGUAUGGAGACUAUGGUUAUGGGAAUUUUGGUGACGAUCAGUGGCUACUAGCUGCGGGCAGCGAGUCGGAGGUGCAGAGCUUUAUCUUGGAGAGCCUUGAGUUCAAUCCCACCACCGCCGAGAAGGCUCUGUACUUUAUGUACAGCCUGAGUGGCUCGAGCUCGGUGUCCUUGCAGGUGGAGCACAAGACCGAGGUCGCAGGCUGGUUGCCUUUGUUCACGCGGACCGGAGAUAUGGGGGGUGAUUGGCCGUAUGCCGUGAUCCGAGUUCCGAAGGGCACCCUUGCCCUUCGAUUCCUGGCUGAGGCUGAUGCUGCAUCUACGGUUCAGUUCGAUGAGACUGCGGUACUGGCAGUGGGAGAUUGGUCAAGCUUGAGUUGCAGUUUCGAGACCGACUAUUGCACAUGGUCCUUGCCCCGUGGGUAUGCCUGGCUGCGCCGCUUGGGCCAAACACCGACAGGAGGUACUGGGCCAGACGGGGCUUUCGACGGCAAUUGGUACAUUUACACGGAAGAAUUUUUCCUGACAUCUCCGAUGUUUGCACCCAGCAACGUGACAAGACAGCUCCAUUUUGCCUACCACAUGCUCGGCAGCCAUAUUUACAUGGCAAGUUUACGUCUGGAGUUUUGGAGCGGCAGUGGCUGGACGCCUCUUUGGCAAAACGCGGGGAAGGAAAUUCAUCAAUGGAGCAUGGCCGUUGUCACCGUUCCUGAGGAUGCCGAAGUGUUGCGGUUUGCGGGCCGCACGCCCGACAACGGGUGGAGGGGUGACAUGGCUCUAGAUGCCAUCGUUGUUGGUGUGCCAGCCAUUGACUUUGAAGACCUUGCUUGCAAUUUCAUUGUUGACAUGUGCUUUUGGCUCAACGCGGGCAACGCCAGUUGGGUGCGGACCAGCGAUUCCAGCGACAAUUGGUGGCUACUGUCUGCGGGCAGCGAGUCGGAGGUACAGAGCUUCAUCUUGGAGAGCCUUGAGUUCAAUCCCACCACCGCCACGAAGGCUCUGUUCUUUUGGUACAGCCUGACUGGCUCGAGCUCGGUGUCCUUGCAGGUGGAGCACAAGACCGAGGCAGGCUGGUUGCCUUUGUUCUCGCAGACCGGAGAUACCGGGACAGCUUGGAAGGGUGCCCCAAUCCGAGUUCCAGAGGGGACGCUUUCCCUUCGACUGCUGGCUGAGGCUGAUGCUGCAUCUACGGUUCAGAUCGAUGAUAUUGUGUUACUGGCAGCGGGAGAUUGGGCAAGCUUGAGCUGCAGUUUCGAGACCGACUACUGCGCAUGGUCCUCCAGUCUUGGGGAGCAACCCUGGUUUCGCAACUCGGGCCAAACACCGUCAUCGGACGAUUCAGGGCCACUGGUGGGGGCCUUCGCUGGCAACUGGUACAUUUACACGGACUUCGAGGUCCAGCGACUGACAUCCCCAAUGUUUGCACCCAGCAAUGUGACGAGACAGCUCCAUUUUGCGUACAACAUGAGGGGAGAACGCGACUACCUGGGAACGUUGCGCCUGGAUUCUUGGGGCGGCAGUGGGUUGACGACUCUUUGGCAGCACGAGGGACCACGAGAUCUGUACUGGCACAUCGCCCUCGUUACCAUUCCUCAGGAUGCGGAGGUCUUGCAGUUCGCGGGCGUUGCAGGCGAGGACUAUGGGUCUCUGGAUGCCAUCGGUGUUGGCGUGCCAGAGUUACAGUUUGAAGACCUCACCUGCAAUUUCCAGUUCGACACGUGCCUUUGGUCUAGCACGGGGAACGUCAGUUGGAAGCAGGGCAGUUCCAGCCGGUAUGGAUAUAAGGGUUACUAUAAUCGCUGGCUGCUGGCUGCGGGCAACGAGUCGGAGGGGGACUUCGGCUUGGAGUUCCCUGAAUUCAAUCCCACCACCGCCGAGAAGGCUGUGUUAUUGUCUUUCCGUCUCACUGGCUCGAGCUCGUCGAGCUUGGUGUCUUUGCAGGUGGAGCACAAGACUGAGGUCGCCGGCUGGUUGCCCUUGUUUUCAGAGAUAGGUCCCACAGGCCCCACGAGCGCAACUUGGAAGGAUCGUGGUAUCCGAGUUCCGGAAGGAACUGUUGCCCUUCGACUCCUGGCUGGGGCUGAUGCUGCAUCUACGGUUGAGGUCGGUGAGAUCAUGGCGGUAGAUACUGUGCCCAACCUGGCAAAUGGGACAAAUGGGAGGGCAUGCCUCAUCGAGCUCCGACAGUCCUGGGCAUUCCACGGCAAGACGUUGGUGUCAGUUACUUCUCACGAACUGGUUUCGCAGAGCGUCAGUGGUCAAGAAAAGUUACAAGGUGCGGAGGAUCGAGUCGCCGCUAAAUAUCCCAUCAAACGAUGCAAAGUCGCAUCUUGUCUUUUCGUCCAACCAUCCGACAGCAAACGAGAUCUCAGGCGUUGUGAGAACAGUCCCACCACGAACAACCGUGCUGAGUCCAGAUCGAUCUGCCGGGCCGAGUCCAGAUCUAUCGCUUUCAAACGUCAUCGUGGAGGAGAUGCCCGCAUUGUCGCGAUCAUGGCUUUGCUGCUGCGAUCUCUCGGUCGACAAGGAUUCGCGGAUCCCGUGUCCCAGAAAUUCUUCGUUCCAUACCGACUACGUUUGAGUACCGUUUGCCUUGCAGUUCUGCUCUUUCACGAUGAGCCAUACGCCGUAGGAGAAUUCCAGUUCAUUCCCGAGCUCAUCAAAGUCCUUCGGCGACUCAAAUGCCCAAGGAAACCGCGGGCUGAACUUCGUGACGUUGCCUUCUUCGUCGUAUUCUGCUCCUUUGCUACAAAGUUCCCAAUCUCAGACCCUUUCCUGGCAAUGUGGUCCAAGUGCUGCAUUGCCUGCUGCAUGACGGCCUCAAACACGUCGUGUAGCGUGCUUCAGCCUCUGGGUUGGAAUCGCUUCCUCAUCCAAGCUUUCACGGCGCGGAUUAUUCCGAGUGUCAGCGGUGCCCAACGGGCAGGGGCGGUGAACGCGAUUGGAGGCUUUGUGGGACUACAAGUGCCCAACCUGGCAAACUUGACGUGUGGCUUCGGCGGCGAUAUGAUGUGCGGCUGGUCAACGGGCACCUUCUGGCUGCCCUCCAACUUGCAACAGGGACCUGUUUCGGCCUUCCGCGACGGCGGUGCCUACAUGUACAACCAUGAUUUGAUGUACCAAAGCAUCGAGGGGCAGAGCUUCUUGACGAGUCCCAUGUUCCCGGCGAGCAGCGAGUUCUACUUGGAGUUUGCUUACCACGCAUGGGGAACAGAAGUUGGAAGACUGGAACUGCAGUACCUUUGGCGUGACCGCUGGUGGAGGCGCUGGUCAGUCAGAGGUUCUGACAGAGCAGGCUGGUUGCAAGCCAAGGUGACCUUGCCCGCAAACACAACGAUGCUGCGCUUCCUCUCCGCUGACAUCAUCGGCUUUUCCUAUGACGUGGCCGUGGACUCAGUGGUCGCCUGGGCGCCUGCAGCUCCAGGCCACAACCACAACGUAUCAGGUCCAGUGCCCCCGGUGUCCGUCUCGCUCAGUGCCUACAGUCAGGGCAACUGCGCCCUGCUCCUCGCCGGGGACACUAACGGCGUCAAGUGCUGGGGCGCUAACAGCGGCGGCCUUUCGAGGCAUAUCGGCCUGCGCCCGGGCGAGAUGGGUGCCGCGUUGCCGUUCGUGGACUUGGGAAGCACCAAAGUGGUGCAGGUGGCAUGCGGUCUAGAACACGUUUGCGGUGUGUUCGAGGGCGGUGCACUGCGGUGCUGGGGCGAUGGCUCGCGCGGCAAGCUGGGCUAUGGAUCGGAGUCAGAUGUGGGCAACAAUCCGAAGGAGAUGGGUUCUGCAUUGCCCGCCGUGGACGUUGGCGGGAACGCUGUGCUUGAGGUUGAACUUGGGGUUCAGCACACGUGCGUGCUGCUGCACGGCGGGUCUGUGAAAUGCUUCGGAGAUGGUGGGCAUGGGAGACUCGGCUUGGGUGACGUGUUCCUUCGCGGUUAUUUCCCAGGCCAAAUGGGCAACCGACUGCCCUUCGUGGACCUCGGAACCGACUUCCAUGCCACGCAGCUCGCACUCGGAAGGUACCACACAUGUGCGCUGUCCAGUCGAGGCGGGGUGAAGUGCUGGGGGGGAGGCCCGGCGGUCGGCCUGGGCUUCACAACGCUGUCUGGAGAUGAUGUGGGUAGCUUGCCCAACCAAAUGGGAGACAAUUUGCCAUACCUGGAUCUGGGCUUGGAAGUGCUGCAGAUUUCCGCUGGGCGGUACUUCACCUGCGCAGUCUUGGGGGAUCACUCUGUCCGCUGCUGGGGCCGAAACGAAUUGGGCCAACUGGGCCAAGGCCACAACAUGGACCAGCCGCUGGUGACUCCUAGCCUCCCAAGCACGCCACUGGGCAGCGGCACGUACGUCCUCAAAGUGGUAGCUGGCCCUUACCACGCGUGUGCAGUUCUGCAGGAUGAGGCUCUGAAGCUAGGCCAGGGGAACGAAGAGAACCUGGGCGACGAGCCUGCAGAAAUGGGCGACGCACUGCUUCCCGUCAACCUGAACAAUCUUGCAGUGCACCAGGUCGCCCUAGGUUGGAGCCACACGUGCGUGUACCUGGAGGAUGACACCGUGCGAUGCUUCGGCAGCAAUGAAUAUGGUCAACUGGGCAUCGGCAGCGAUGUCAGCGUGGGCACGACGCAGGGUGAGAUGGGAGCUGCCCUGGUGUCCGCGGAGGUCUUCCACGUCACGCCGGGCGAUGAGCUGGAGGGUUUGCGCCUGGGCAGCGGAGGCAGCGAGGGCUGGCUGCAGCUGCAGUACAAUGGCUCCUACGGCUUGGUAUGCGAUGACGGGUUCUCGGACGCCACUGCACAAGUGGUCUGCCGGGACAUUGGCAUGGCGGGCGGCCGAGCCCUCCUCAGGGAUCCCCUUUCCGACCUGUCGUCGGAGAAGCUGCUCCUCGAGGGGACGAUCCUGGCCGAUAGACUCGCGUGUGACGGCACGGAGGUCAGCCUGCGGGAUUGCAGCUUCCGAGGCUGGAGCAUCCACGGCUGCACCCCGCGAGAAGCUGCAGGCGUUCGGUGCGAGCUCGAUGCCUGGAGCGAGUACACCGCUGGUGCUGGUUCUUCAAGCCCGGUAGGUCGCCAAGACCACUCCAUGGUCUUCGACCCCGAGACUCAAUCCGCCUUGGUCUUUGGAGGUGAAGCCGCCAUGACUUUCCAGUACUUCGCGGACCUGUGGCAGUACCACUGGCCUUCACGUACUUGGGCGGAACUCUCCACGGUCUCCGAGCUACGCCCAACACACAGAUCCGGCCACAGCGCUGUUUGGGACAGCGUCUCGCGAACGAUGAUGGUCUUUGCUGGCAGCCACAUUGGUGAGACCUACAGCGACAUCUGGGCUUAUCGACUACAGACCUGGGAGCUGUGGACAACGUUUCUUAAGCCAAGGGCUCGUGCGUACCACACAGCCGUGUGGGAUCCCGUGCGCCGGGCCAUGCUGGCCUUUGCCGGUGAGGACGGCGGUGAGACCUUGUCGGACCUCUUGUACUUCAGCUUCGAGCACAAGGCCUGGACAGCCGGUGCAGUCGGGCUCGAGCAGCGCAGCCGGCAUGCGGCAGCGUGGGAUGCCAGCACCAGGUCCAUGAUUGUCUUUGGAGGCUGGGAUGGACACCAGUACCUUUCGAGCCUGCAUCGCUAUGAUGCCUGGGCCGACAGCUGGGCCGAACUUGCGGCAACCGGUGCUGUCCCACUGCCCAGAGGCGGGCACGUGGCUUCCUGGGACCCUGCCUCGAUGAGUUUCCUUGUCUUCGGAGGAAUCCAAAACCAAAGCCAGGGAGGCGAGGCCGAGGUGCUGAGCUACAGCAGCGGCUUCUACAGCUUCAGUCUUCUCACGCGCACUUGGACUGAUCUUGGGCCCGAGGCUGAGGAGCUGUGGCGUUAUGUCAUAACGCCCCGACCCCCAAGCCCCGUCCUUCGCUGUCAGCUUGGGCAGCCUUGCCACCUCGAUGGCCUCGCCGUGGGCAACUCGGGCAACACGUCCGACCUGGCUGUGAAGACAACCUGCCAGGACUCCCUCUCCACCUUGCCGUCUGCCGAAGUCCAAAACUUGCCUGCUUCCGGGCUCUUCUCCGUGGAGCCGGGCAGCUAUCAACUAUGUUGGUGCGAUGGCCAACGCCCAGACUGCAGCUCGCCCCAAGAUUUCACGGUGGCCACGGGCCACUUCAUUGCCGAAGGGCCGUACUCGAACCAGUCUGCCAGUUGCUACAUGGGCUUUCAGUGCACCGUCCCCGUUUGGAGGGGCGUCGGUGUCUCCACCAAUGACUCCCUCAUCGCACAGAAAGACUGCGAGAAUCUCGAGGCAUCGUCGUACAGCCUGCCCGUGAGCAUCAACGAGUCUGGGAACGCUUUCCUCCUGGACAUGGGGAUCAUCGGCUUUGGCCCACAAGAGGUCGUAGAGCUUUGCUGGUGCCCUUCUGGUCAUCGCUGCGCAUCCCUGCAAGACUUCCGCGUUGUCGCCUUGCGGAUGCACAUUCUGUGCCCACCCGGGCAAUACGAGCAGAACCAGGGGUGCCAGCUGUGCCCAGCGGACACUUACUGCCCUGGCGGCCAAGCACCGCAAAGCUGCCCAGCAGCCAGUGAAGCCCCGAGCGGCAGCAGUCAGCUCUCCCAAUGCGAAUGCUUGCCAGGAUACUAUCGGACUCCUGAGAGCUCUCGGUGCACGUCGUGCCCCUAUGGCUCCACAACUCUCGAGGCCGGUGCGACGUCGCUGGCCGCGUGCAUUUGUCAGCCCAACUUUGUCAACAUGGAGCCUGCGAAUCCCGAGAAUGUCUCCGUUUGCGAAUGUGGCCCCGGCUUCGGUUUCGACAGGCAAACAGGCGUUUGCUCACCGUGCGCACAAGGCUCCUACAAGGAGGUGGCCGGCAACUCUCUCUGCUCUGGAUGCCCUGUCGACAAGUCCACGCUGCAGGAGGGAUCCAGGUCCAUUCAGGACUGCCUCUGCCGUCCUGGUUCGUUCUUGGUGAGCUCAGUGAGCUCGAACCAGUCGGGCGGAGACUGCUCCACAUGCCACCCCGGCUCUUACUGCAAUGGUACAGGCCUCGCUUUCGCGUGCCAGGACGGUGCCAAUUCCACAGCAGGGGCGAGGUCACCAGACGAAUGCAUCUGCAGAGCUGGUCACUAUAAGAAGGGCUCCUCGUGCGAGCGAUGCCAAAGGGGUCGUUACAAGUCUUCCGACAGCAACGAGGUGUCUUGCCCCCUACAGUGCCCGACAAGCGCCGAGAGCGAGGAGGGCUCAAUCAGCCGAGCCGCCUGCUUUUGCCAGAGAGACUUCUAUGCGGAGCUUGAUCCAAACGGCAUAGACCUUGCACGGUGCGCCAGCUGCGCGAACUUCGCAUCCUUGAGCUGCCCCGGUGGGUUUGCUGAAAACUCAAACUCGCCAAACUCGCCAAACUCGCACCGACUGCCAGUGGCCAUCCCGGGCUACUUCCAGACAGGAACUCUGACGGCCGUCAAGUGUUUCGUCGUGCUGGACAAUGGCCUCAGCGUUUGUUUGGGCAGCGGCCAAUGCCAGAGUGAUGAAGAGGUGGACUGCGUAGGGAAGUAUGGAAAUGCCUGCGAGGAAGGUUCCACAGGCAUUCUCUGCGGGGAAUGUCCGCUUGGCUGGGCUCGGAGUGGCUUCAGGGCGGCCUGCCGGCCCUGUGGGCAGGCGAUUCUUCCACUGGUCGCCUCCAUCCUCGGGGAUGUGGGAAGCAAGGUCACCAUCAACUUCAUCGUCGCAGCCAUGGCAGCCACUGAAGCAGCCCGUGGCAGCAGCAAGCUGCACACGAUAAUAAUACGCAUCGCGACCCAAUGGCUGGCAGCCUCUUCAGUCCUGGCGACGUUCCAGCUCGAUCAAAUUCCAGUGCAACUUCCAUGGCAGGAAGAUAUUGACGGUGUGGAUGGGGCAGGCUCUACCGGCUCUGCCACCUUCGCGUGGCCUGUGGAGGUGACUGUGGCAAUGCGGAACCUGUUCGACUCUUUGACGCUUACUCCGGCGCUGGUUUCUGUGGACUUUGCUGCCCAGUGCAGGGCCCAGGAACUGUCGGACCACCCGGCGGCGGCCCGCAUAGCACAGGCAAUCUACAAUAUUUGCCUUCCGCUGUUGAUGAUGGUCGGUGCGGUGGUGGUCUCCUGGUUGGCCGUCAACGUCCUGGUGCCCUUGGCAGCCCGGCUGGGACUGUCCUUGAAUGAGGCUGGAAGAAGGCGUCGGGCCCACGCCAAGCUACUUUCCCGUGCCCGCGCUGCGCUGGAAGGGGCUCUCAGCCAGGUGGGUCUUGCCCUGUCUGUGGUGGAGCUUGAGGAGUUCGGUGCCCUGGACGUCCCACCGGCAGUGCUGCAGGAAGCCAUCUCGCAGCCCAAGUCCUUCCUUCGGGAUGCCGUGGUCAGCUCGCACGGUCUGCUCAUCAGGGCCUGCACGGCCAGGGCUCGGUCACGGGAUGAGCCAGUGGACGUCUUUGUUCUCGACAAGGUAGACUUGACGUGCAUUCUCGACGAGUAUGCGCAUACAGCCACAGAUGUGCUUGACCUGUUGGACAAGAUCAUCGACGCAACUUGUGUUCCACUUGAAGCUGCCCUCCACCAGGCCGAAGUGAAGUUUUCGGACCCGGAGGCGGAGCCCGAGGUGGAAUUGCACGAGCUCGCUUCCACUCAAAUCAAGCCUUCUCCUGAGGGAGAGACGCAAAUCCUGGUGGCGCCGCCGGACAGUGCGAAGACUGCGCAAACGCUGCCUUUAACUUCGAGGCUUGAAGCAGAUGUAGCAUUGGACGAGGUCAUGGAUUCCCUCGACUUUGGGCUUUUCACGGCACGACCCAGGAUUUGCGAGUUGAUUUAUCAAAGUGUACCAGUAAUCUGGAUCGCGCUGAUCUCUGUAUGGCCGAGUCUCCUUUCCAACUUCCUGUCCAUGCUUUGGUGUGUGCCCAUUGUGGAGGAUGGGCAGGUGGUGAGCCGGCUGCUGCCGAACCCGAAUGUCGAGUGCUGGACCGAUGCGCAUUUUCCCUCUGCUUGGAUCGCCUUGGCGGGCCUUGUAGUUUGGUGCCUUGGAAUCCCCUUGUCUCUGGCGGUGGUGCUUUUCCGCCUAGACCGCCAGUCACCCGAGACCAACAGGCGCUUCGGUUACUUCACUCAGGGUUUGGAACGAGACUACUGGUGGUGGGACAUUCUGAUGAAGCGAAUCGACGUCGGAAUAAUGAUGGUCAUCACCUUUACAUCAGCAGUGCAGGAUCCCGCGAUGAAGCUCUUGUUGUUUCCCGUCCUCUCGGGUGUCCAG
This is a messenger RNA of Symbiodinium natans, 10521 nucleotides long. Lineage: Eukaryota; Dinophyceae; Suessiales; Symbiodiniaceae. The record is from the annotation of a GenBank genome assembly.